AUCAAGUCGCUUAUUUUGCUCCUCAUUCUGGGAUGUCCUUGUUUCCAGGCCAUGGAUGAGAAGGAGGUGCGAGAAAUGAUGGCUUUGGAACAGGAACUCCUCAAAAAUCUGCAAAAAUAUGCCGUCAAGCUGGAGGAUAAAAUAAACCUCAUAGAAGAAUCCAUUACUGAAUACACCGAGGAGAUUAAUGAGGCCAACAAGGAUCCGGAGUUAUAUCUGUCGAAUCCGCUGAAUGCCUUCCGCUUGAUUCGACACAUGCACCAGGACUGGGUGAGCUGGCAGGUGUACAUGGAGAAGCCGGUGGCCCCCGAGGCAGUGGAGAAUCUAGAGCGUCUCCUGCCGCAGUUACCGGAGAAGGAGGCCUAUAAGCAGGCGGCCAGAGAUGUGCAUGAUCUGACCCAGUUCUAUGACUAUAAACCCAGUGAUUUGGUGGCUAAGAAUGAGAGGAAUAGCUCCUUGCAUCUCUCUCCUCUGGACUGCUACCACUUGGGACUAGAGCGUUACGAGGAGGAGGACUACCUGGGAGCAGCCAAGUGGCUUAGCGUGACAGCCGAAAACUACACCCUUUCGGAGUACAGUGAUCUGUACGGCCUGCUGGGAGCUCCACGCUGGCAAGUGUACAGAGAUCAGGCCAGAGCCCUCUUGAAGCUCAAUCGUCCUGCCUUCCUAGAGACCUAUGAACAAGCCUCCAAUCUUAAUCCUUUUAAUGUCCACUUGAUGGACGAGAUUGGCCAAUGGGAGUUGACCAGUACGAGGGAUCCCAUGGAUCCCGUACCCGAUCCCUUGCCAAAACCCACCAAAUUGGAGAGGCACUGCCGCGGUCAUGUGAUCCCACAGAGGAACUUGGCUUGUGAAGUCUUAAACUGGGGCUCGGACUUUAUGAAACUGGCUCCUUUGCGUUUCGAGCUGUUGGUAGAGCCGUUCACGGUUCUUUAUCCCAAUAGUGUCUACGAGACAGAGCUCCGGCAUGUGGAUAAGGUCUACAAUCAGUGCCCACCUAUAAAUCAGUUCCACCUGGAAAAGGGAGUCACCGGCUGCUCCAUAUCCAAUGGAUACAGUCCCACCAUGGGGCGACUCAGAGACCGAGUGCUGGAAAUGACGGGAAUGACUAAAACAUGGAAUAGAUCUUUUGUUGUGGAGAACGACAGCUUGAAACCGCUGGAGAUCUCUAAACUUUUUCGGAAAUCCACGAAGUUCCCCGAUCUUAAUGUCAUGGAAAAGACGAAUGUGGUGGCCACGGCAAUCAUAUUUUUGAGAGAUGUUCCUGAGGGCGGUGCCAUAACCAUGCCUAAUUACGAGCUUUUUGUGCAACCCAAAAGAGGAAACGUUUUGCUUUCCGUAAAUGAGAUGCAGCUGGACACCACAAUUUGUCCAAAUGUCGUGGGCAGUGGAUUAGUUAUGAUCCAGUUUGUUCUUAAUGAUGAAUAGGAACGUUUAAUAUUUAAAUUGUAUUAAAAGAGAAGCAAUUAAAAUACAUUCGUGGAAAUAUAUUGAGCUUAUUGAAAUGGCA
Molecule: messenger RNA, 1510 nt
Organism: Drosophila kikkawai
Lineage: Eukaryota; Metazoa; Arthropoda; Insecta; Diptera; Drosophilidae
Product: prolyl 4-hydroxylase subunit alpha-1
Cellular component (GO): endoplasmic reticulum
Molecular function (GO): procollagen-proline 4-dioxygenase activity; protein binding
Source: RefSeq, a predicted model, not a curated record